AUGCCGAGCUAUACUUCAGCCGUCAAGGAACACCGGAGGAGGUUGGGACCUUGGGAUAAUUAUGUGAUAACUGCUCUAGUGAGUUUGUUUAGAGAUAUUUGCGGAGAGAUUUCUGUGUCAUCUGGGUUGGCACGUAGUUAUUUGAUUCCAACGGACGGAUCAAAUAACUACGAUCCUAUAAUCAUUGGUUUGAGUGAUAGUAGUAGUGAUGAAGGCACUGAUAACAGUGAUGAGCGCCGUGGAAGAAGUUUAGACUGGAAUUUUGGGCUUUCAAGCAGUGAUGAUAGUGGUUCAAGUUCUUUUGAUGAUGAGGAUGAAGAGGAGGAAAAGGAGAAGAGGAGAUGUAAGAGGAGGAAGAAGGAGAAGAAGAGAAGAGAGCCAACUUUUGAGUCUCAUAGCAAUAAAGUUUUGAGCUGCGACGAGGUGAUUGUGGAAACUGAAUGCUCUGGAAUUGCCAAGAAGAAUGGUGAGAAUAAGAACAAUUCAUCCUCAACCGAGAAUAAUGUGUUUGAUCAUCAGCAAGAGAAAAUGCUACCAAAGGAUGCAGAUUGUGCUAGUGUUCUCUUUGGAGAACGCAAUAUGGAGGGUUGUUCUUCAGAAAAGAAUGAAGAUAAGGAAAAGAAUGUAGCCAAGAAACCGGUGGAGGUUUGUUCUUCAAAAAAGAAUGAAGAUAAGGAAGAGAAUGUAGCUAUGAAACCAAUGGAGGGUUGUUCUUCAGAAAAGAAUGAAGAUAAGGAAAAUAAUGUAGCUAAGAAACCAGUGGAGGGUUUUUCUUCAAAGAAGAACGAAGACAAAGGAAACAAGGUGGCAAAGAAACCAAUGCCAGCGAGGAAUAGAGCACGGAAGAGAGUGGAAAGAACAGGAAAAAAUGUUGGUGCUGAUAUUGAAGCCUCUUCCCAAAAGCGUUCGCGUCCAUCCCCACCUGAGGAGGAUGAAAAGAAACCAGGGUCGUGA
Arachis stenosperma is the source of this 954-nucleotide messenger RNA. RefSeq lists its product as uncharacterized. The record is from RefSeq and is a predicted model, not a curated record. Lineage: Eukaryota; Viridiplantae; Streptophyta; Magnoliopsida; Fabales; Fabaceae. The transcript is spliced from 4 exons. Bases 1 to 954 code for a protein of 317 amino acids.